Molecule: messenger RNA, 1904 nt
Organism: Lactuca virosa
Lineage: Eukaryota; Viridiplantae; Streptophyta; Magnoliopsida; Asterales; Asteraceae
Source: the annotation of a GenBank genome assembly
AUCUAAUCAUCGCUUUCUGGAUUUCGUAAUUCCAUUUUGUUUAUCUCCCUUUGACACCAAUGAUUCAAUCAUUGAAACAUUAUGUUUAUAUGAUUCAGAAACCAAGAUCGAGUUCUUGUCAAUAACCCAAAUGAAAAUAGUGUGAAGAUGAACUUUAUCGGUAGUUUAUUGGGAACUAUCGGAUUUGUAUUUGGAAUUCCCGUCGGUCUUUUUCUGGGAUUUCUCAUCUUUAUUAGCACAGAAUCUACAGAUGUGAAGAUUCCAUUCAUUAGGCCUCUUCAGGAGCUCGAUAGAAGCUCAUUGGUUGAUAUUCUACCCGAAAUUCCAUUAUGGGUGAAGCACCCAGACUAUGAACGAUUCGUGAUAUGUGGCCUUAUAUUGAUAAGGCAAUAUGUGGCAUGAUUAAAAGUUUAUCAGAACCUAUAUUUUCUGAAUACAUUGGCAUGUUUCAUUUAAGAUCCAUAGAUUUUGAAACUCUUACCCUUGGAACUCUUCCUCCUGUAGUUCAAGGUAUAAAAGUACACCAAAUGAAUGAAAACCAUCUUGUCUUUGAUCUUAUGGCUAAAUGGGCAGGAAAUCCCAAUAUAAUUUUGGUUCUCAAGUUAUUAUAUUUUCCAAUCAAAGUUCAGUUGAUAGAUACGCAAAUAACUGCAGCAAUUCGGGUGACUUUGAAACCAUUUGUUCCCACCUUCCCUUGCUUUUCAAAUGCACAAGUUUCUCUAAUGGAGAAGCCUGAAGUAGAUUUUGGGUUGAAAGUAAUGGGAGGUGAUCUAAUGGCAAUCCCUGGAGUCCAUAAUUAUGUUCAGAGACUAAUCGAUGAACAAGUAUCUAGUGUUUAUCUAUGGCCUCAAACUUUGGAGGUCCCAAUUCUUGAUGCUUCCAUUGGUGCAGCCAAGAAACCCGUGGGUAUCCUACAUGUGAAAGUUAUACGGGCCCGCAAACUCAAAAAGAUGGAUAUAAUUGGAACUUCUGAUCCAUAUGUUCGUUUAAGUUUAAGUGGAGAGAGGAUUUCUUACAAGAAAACUAGUGUAAAGCUCAAAAAUCUAAACCCCGAGUGGAAUGAAGACUUUAAACUUACUGUAAAAGAUUCCGCGUGUCAAGUCCUUCAACUACGCAUAUACGAUUGGGAAAAGGUUGGGGUGCAUGACAAGUUAGGAAUGCAAGUUAUCCCAUUGAAUCUUUUGACACCACAUGAAAAGAAGGAGUUUACAAUGGAGUUGGUGAAAAACAUGAAUCCAAAUGAUCCGCGCAAUAAGAAGCCACGUGGAAGCAUCACGGUGGAAUUAAACUUUGUUCCUUUUGUUGAAGACACCAUGGGGUUCAAUGGACCUAUUGACUUGUUUAUGAAAAAAGAAACAAUUCCUAAAACACUUGAGAGUUCGUAUGUGAAUAGAGCGGGGUUGCUUGUGGUGACAGUGAUCGGGGCAAAAGAUCUUGAUGGAAAGCGCCAUAAUAAUCCUUUUGCUUUAGUCAUUUUCAAAGGAGAAAAACGUAAAACAAAGGUAUUGAAGAAAACUCGGAAUCCAAGUUGGAAUGAGGAUUUUCAAUUUAUGUUAGAUGAAGCUCCAUUAGAGGAGGCUAUCCAUAUUGAAGUGAUAAGCAAACGCAAGAAUAGAGCCUUUAGAUUUGUGUCAUCAAAGGAAGCAUUGGGACACGUGGAUAUCAAUCUUGUGGAUGUAGUUUAUAACAAUCGUAUCAAUGAGAGGUACCAUCUCAUUAACUCACGAAAUGGAGAGAUACAUGUCGAUAUACAAUGGAAUGCGACAUAAUGGUAUAGUUGUAGUUAGCUUUACAAAGAUUGUUUAAUUCUUGAAAGAUUUAUCUAUUGGGGAUGGUUGUAGCAUAGGGAAUCAUGUUGUAAAGAACAUUGUUUUAAGUUGUAAUUUACAAGGUACCAAAUAUAU